Messenger RNA from Paramuricea clavata, 5931 nucleotides. The record is from the annotation of a GenBank genome assembly. NCBI's taxonomy places the organism in Eukaryota, Metazoa, Cnidaria, Anthozoa, Malacalcyonacea, Plexauridae.
CAAAUAUAUUACAUGUUUGGUUUUCUUUUGCUUGCCUCCACAAUGCUGAUGAUAACAAUAUCAGAAACUUCUAUUCUUCUUUGCUACUUCCAUCUGUGUGCCGAGGUAAGGAGUAGAACUGUUGAAUUCUAACGCUGUGCACAUUUAAGUAUCAAAGGCUAGACUAUUCGUCCUAUGGUGAAUUUUUAUUGAAAUGAAAUUACUGAAAUUCUCCUACGAUGGACCUCAUUUAUUUGAAAAAGUGGUGUUUAAGGUGCUACUGCAACGAAUUUCUUGACCUAUACUUUUUCCUUUAAUUAAAUUAAGGUUUUUAGAAACAAUUUGACGAAUAUUUGACCGUCAUACGAUGUUUCAAGAAUUUGCCACAUUUUGCCUCUCAAAUUGGAUGGUAUCCGGACAUUUUGCCGAAAGACACUUUGCCGAAAGACACUUUGCCGAAAGACAUUUUGCCGAACGGACAUUUUGCCGACGGUCAUUUUGCCGAACGGACGUUUUGCCGAACGGACAAUUUGCCGAACGGACAUUUUGCCGAACGGACAGUUUGCCGAAAGAACAACUUGCCGAAAAUAAAGAUGUUAUUUCGUCAAAAGUUUGGGACUGUGACUCAUUUCUCAACCGCUGUGUAAUUCUCAACCAUUGUGUAAAAUAACCAUUAUAUGGUCAUUAGCAGUGCAUAGUGGUCAUUAGCAGAGCAUAACGGUUGUUAGCAGUGCAUAACCAUAUUGACUAUUGGUAGCUUGUUUGUGCAGCGGAUGACUCAUUUGUUAGGAACGUGUUUUGACGUCAGAUCGUGAACAAACGAGCGUAUAUAAAGAUGACGUAAGCGAAUUUCACUUCGAGAAUCGUGGAAUACAUUCACAGUUCUCGGGGAAAUCACAUUCAUGAAUGAUGUUGAAUGAUGUUAUUCUUUAUAUCGCGAAUUUUCGGUAAACUUGUCAAAAACGUGAAAGAAUAUAAAACGAAACUAUACCUCACUAUCAAAGUUUCUGUCAUCAAAAUCGACAAUUAUAAUGACUUUAAUCACAGAAACUUUGACCGUGUAAGCAGCGAACCUUUAAAGUUCAGAAGAUAUCUCUAUUUUCGGCAAAAUGUCCGUUCGUCAAACUGUCCGUUCGGCAAAAUGUCCAUUCGGCAAAAUGUCCGUUCGGCAAAACGUCCGUUCGGCAAAACGUCCGUCGGCAAAAUGUCCGUUCGGCAAAAUGUCUUUCGGCAAAAUGUCUUUCGGAAAAGUGCCUUUCGGCAAAAUGUCCGGCCACCAAAUUGGAUAUCGCAUGCGAACUUCAUUCGUCUCUGAUUCGCCACCAUGACGAUGCCGUGUGACGUCAUAAGUUGAACUGAUAUACGAAGGCUGAAGAGUGAAGGGCAUUUGUAGAGAAUUAUAUAGCGCUUGAACAUAUCGCUGUGGAAUUUUGCCAGAUGUACAUUUCCCCCCAGAAAAUCACAAGUUCCAUACCUUAUCGUUUGUUUGACGACGAUUCAACUUAUAUUCAACUGUAUGACAUCCGGGCAUCAACAUUGCGGAACAAAACUUCGCACAGAAAGUGCAAAAAAUCAAUUUGAAUAGGCCAAUAUAAAAUUCCGUUUGUGACAAGCAGGUAUAAGUAUGGAAUGUAUUUAUUUAAGCUAAAAAAGUAAGUCAAAAAUAUUGUUGCAGUAGUACUUUAAAGUAAGCCUAAAUAAAAAACAUAUUUCUAACCUUGUGUUGUCUUCGUAGGACUAUCAUUGGUGGUGGAGGUCUUACCUUACCGGUGCAUGUACAGCAAUAUAUUUCUUCAUGUAUUCAAUCUAUUAUUUCCAUAAAUUGACUAUAGUUGGAACUACCAGCUCAGUCUUAUACUUCGGGUAUACUUCCAUUAUGGUUAUACUCUUCUUCCUCUACACAGGUAUUAAAGGAAAUAUGUUGCAAUUGACGACGUCUUGCGUAAGGCCACAUAAAAUAAAUUCCUUGAUUCUCAUCACUACACUUUGAAAAUGUCGAAUAGGUGGAAGGUUUAAAUUUUAAAUUUAUAUAAUUUAUAUAUAUCAACAAACGUAAAUAAGCAUAUUACAUUACACAUUUCUGUCAUCUCCAACAUAUAUCCACGAAUAAUGACUGAACCCUUGAACUAAAUGCGAAGUUCCUUUAAAAUGCAAUGAAAUUUCUUUCAAGGUUCUGUUUGAAAUUGGCAGUUUAAAAUGACGCUAAAAGUCCAAUAUAAAUUAUAAAAAACUUAACUGUUUUGAAAUAUUUUGUCGUGCGGUAGCCUACAUUUAUAUAUAUAACAAAAUAUAAAAAAUUUCACGCGGCUCUUUAAAAUACAGUCGGGCGGUGAUGAGAAUUAAGGAAUUUAUUUUGUGUGGCCUAAAAUAGACAAAAUUUGUUUAUACCCAAUUCACAACUUCGGGUAGUUCACGUUCGUGCAUACUAUGUAUAUAUUAUACAGUAUAGCAUAGUAUAACUCUAUGUAUAUAUUAUACAGUAGCGUAGUAUAGCUCCAGAGGUAUAGCUCUAUGUAUAUAUUAUACAGUAGCGUAGUAUAGCUCUACGUAUAUUAUUAUAUAGUAUACUGUAGCUCUAUCUUAUAUGUAUAUAACUCUGUAUUAACAUUACCUGCAUGCGUGUCCAAACGGUCGGGUUAUUUUGUAUGAAGUCCUCCCCCUCCCCAUUCGUAAGGACUCGUUUUGGCGUAAAUACCAGUUGUAGAACAUUGCAACUAUGGCAUGGCUGGGGUUUUUGAAAACCGAGUCGUUGAUGGUGUUGAUUUUCAUAGUUUUUGGUUCGUGAAUUUAUGAAUUGGAGAUGGAUUUUACAAACAGUGGUGGAAACUAGAGGGCAACCGCCCAACACCCUCCCCCCCCCCACCCCCGAAUAACUUGUGAAAGCGUUUCAGUUAUAGAUGAACAACUGUGUAACCAAAUUGUAACAAUAAUUUUUUAACCAUGCAUGAAAGAAUUGGUAGGCUACAGGCGUCGAAUUUCCCUGAAAUGAAUCGACGGCAAUGGCGUUAAAAAUUGCCGUAGAACGUAACAGCUGUCUACGGCAAUUUUGACAGUUUUCACGGCAUUUUUCAAAUUACUGUAAUAAAACUUUUAUUGUUACUUUGGAUUUUUGACAAGCUAGAAACAUGUCUACGUAUUUCUUUAGUGUUUUUUUUAAGAAAACUGAAACUAAAAUAGUGAUUUACGCAUGAUUUGGUCAACAUCUGAAUUCAAGUAUCAAAAUAGUAAUGCACAGUGAAAAGUAUAAAAAUUGCACUAUACGGCAAAAAAUUGCCGUCGUUGCCGCAAUGAUGCACGGCAUUUUGUUCUCCCUCUACGGCAAUUGCCGCGAUAAAAUUCGAGCCCUGGUAGGCUACAAAUUUUAAUUCGUAAGCAAAUCACAUAAUGUUUUCCUACCAGGCCGAAUAAUGGUUAUGUACAAAACAGCGAUUUGUCAAGCCGAUAAUAUACUAGAAAAUACAUGCAUGCAGAAACCCUCGCCUUGCUGACAAACCGUUGUAUUUUCCGAACAUGAAGUAUCUAAAGUAGUUAUCAUGGUAACACGAUAAUUUUUUAAGAAUAUUCUUACAAAUGAAAAUCGCCUAAAAAUAUCACUUUUAAUUACAAAAUUAUCAAUUUCCCAACAUAUAUAUGUUAGGUAUGUAAUUAUAUGUAAUACGAGCUUCAAUUUAAUGUAAAAUUCAACCACAAACAAUUCACAAAACGUUUUAAAGUGUUCUUUAACUAUUAAAUGGCUUUAUCGAUAAACUUUGAGUUUGCAAUAAAAUGAUUUCAAAUUCUCGCUUGCAAAUAAGUUUGCUUUGUUUUUUAUUUAAAAAAUUCAAUAUAAUAGAAAAGGGAAUCAAUAUUAAAGAUACACUGAAAUUAUAUGCUGUCUUGUUUAGUUGUUUCAUAUACGCAAAGGCCGUCGGGUUUUAAAGUCAUUAUAAAAUCAAUAUUUAAAACAAACUUACCUUCGUUAUGCAUGAGUCAAUUCCAGGAGUAACCAUCCCCCCCCCGGGAACACACCCGGGAAUUUGAUUAGAUUGGUUAUGACAGUGUAAAUGCCCGGGUGCCGGGACACAACUUGAAGACUAAUGCACGGCCCCAGGGCAAGCUGAGAGUGGAAAAUGCCCCACCCCGGGGACGAUUUUACAGUCGAUUUCACGAAACUUUGACCACAAAUGUUCCGAAUUUCGUUGCGAAGUUCGCAAGUUCGUUGUGAAGUUCGGAAGCUCAUAUUGGAAUUCACAAGCCAAUUUGUAAAAAAAGUACCUGAUUGAUCCGUGAAGUAAAAUAAGCCAAUCAAAUGCGUAGUUUACGAACUGGUUUGUGAAUCUCAUUAUGAACUUUCGAACUUCGCAACAAUCUUGUGAACUUCGCAACGAAGUUCGGAAAUUUUGUGGUCAAAGUUUCGUGAAAUCGACUGUAAACGUUAAUUAAACUUUUAAAGGCAUAUAAUCAUAGUCAUUUAAUAACAUUAUAGUAUUAAACUGCUAUGGAAUAUUAUAAAACAUAAACCUUUAGUAUCUGUAUUUAAAUUUGCAUGGCAGAGGGUAUAAUUUUCGCUUAUUCUUACAAUAAAUUUCACGCCACCUUGACCACGAGGGCGCAAACCACGAUCGCGCUUGCCUGAAACUAGGUUUUGCUGCCUUAAAAUUUGUGGGUGGGAUUCUGGGCAACCAUUUGUCAAAUCCCCGGGGUCCUCCAAUACCCGGCCCCCGUGCACAUAUAUGAAAGGCAAAUUCCCGACCCCCGUGAACUGUCUAUCGGGCAAAUACCCGGGGGUGUCCCGGGGGGGGGGAUGGUUACUCCAGGAAUUGACUCAUGCAUUAACGUCGGCUCCCUUCUUUUAGCUGAUUCUUUCGCCCUUUCUUUCUUGAAAUUUACAAAAUCUUGCAGAAAUACGAGCAAAAAUGAAGAAUAUUUGCAAGAAAUUUAUCAAUCAUCAACUCAUCAAAUCAAGAAAUGUUUGCUAUUUCGCUGUCGUCAUGCAGUCGUUAUAAUGCAAACGUGUCCGUUAUUCAUGACAGUCCGCCAUAUUUUUGAGAUCAGUGAGGAUGACCCAGUGAACUCUAAUAAUAACUCUUGUUAUUAUUAGAGUUCACUGGGAUGACCACCCAUCGUUGGUGACCGACGCCCGCGCUCAUUGAUGAACUUUAGACUUCGCUAAUGCUUUCGUUUCCCCGGGUGUAAAUAGCCGGGGGGAAUUAGUACCCUCGCACGGCGCUUCGCGCCGCCGGCUCGGGGAUUAUGUCUUGCUGAAUGUUAAGGACGAAUUUUAUCACCUAAUAAUGACGUCAAUUCACGUUUCCCGCAUAUUUUCAAAUAUCAAGGUGGAUGUAAAUCGGCCUGACAACACUUGAAUGUUUGAAUAAAUUUCUUAUUUUAUUUGGCAGGAACUAUCGGAUUCUUCGCUUGCUUUUUCUUCCUCCGCAAGAUCUAUGGUGCUGUCGAGGCAGUGGCGGAUCAACCAUGGGAGUGCAUUAAGGAGGUGCGCACCCCACCUAGUGUCUAGAACCAGUCGCCUGUCCAGCAGUACCACCAUAAAAAACAUCUGCUUGACAUACAUUUUCUGCUUUUCGAAUAGCGAUUAGCGGAUCUCCUACUGUUAUAGCGCGUAUCCAUUUCUUACUGUAAUUUGUUCUGUUUUUCUGUAGCGAUUAUCGGCAAAUGCUGCGAUAAAACUUAGUUUUCUUUAUUUUUGAAUAUGAUAAUUUUUAUCAAAGGGAAAUAACACAUUUUUCGUUAGUUUCAUUGCAUAAAAGGUACGAAAUUUAAAUUUUAUCCCCUCAGUAUUUGCCAAUAAGUCUGGAAUCGCUACAGAAAAACAGAACAAAUUACAGUAAAUCACAACAAACUAUAUAUACAGAAGAGCAAGUGGGACACUUUUUGUAUUUUCACUGUAAAUAUCAUGAUUAAAUAUGUAAACAUGUCGAGGUUGUUACACAGCCAUAUUUUCAAAUAUACUGU